UACAUGUAAUUAUAUCUCUAAAAAUACUUCUGAAGAAAGUACUUCCUUAAAUACUAAUACUAAUAUGAUGCCAAGGUCCGAAUUAGAACAAAAACUAGAUUUUUACAGGAAAAAAGCUGUUGUUUAUAAUAUGGAAAAGUCUACACAAAACUGGAUGAGGAAGUUUGAAGAAUUUCGAACCAAGUAUAAUUAUGUUACACCACUUGAAUUGAUCGAAGAUCUUUAUCUUAUUGAGCAACAAAUAUGUGAAUAUGUUGUACAAAUAACAAAAAAAGGUGGUAGUGAAUACAAGGCCACAACAAUUAAGCAGACAAUUAACAGAAUUAAUAGAUAUCUUAGUAAAAAUAGUACAAUUCAUUUACAUGAGAAAGGGUUGGGUAAAAAAGAAGAAUCAAUGGCAUUAACUGUUCAACAAGUAAGAGAGAUUUUAGAUGAUAAAUUCUUGAAUCCCAAAACACCUCAAAGCUUACUGUAUAGAGUUUUUUUUCGAAUUCAAGGAGAUGAUGUACAACAAAUUCAUCUACUAUCUGAUUCACCUUGUACUUUUGGUCCUGUCAGUGAUCUUGUAAAUUAUAUUUCUAAACAUCCUUCUGAUGCUCCCAGCAAUUUUUAUUUGCACCCAAAUCUAAAUUGGAUCAGAAAUUUUAUGAAAGAUAUCAAGCAAAAAAUAAAGGUAAAACUUCCAGAAGGAAUUUUAACAAACCAUUCUGGAAGAAAAACAGCUACUCAAAUUCUUCAAGAUGCCAAUAUAUUAGAAAAUGCCAUUAUAAAUGUCACAGGUCAUAAAAGUAUACAGAGGGUAUGUGCAUAUCAGCAUAUUAAUAAACAUCAACAAAUUAAUAUGAUGAAAACUUUGGUUAGUACAAUUGAGCCAUUAAAGAAUUCAAACAAGAUAAAUCAAGUUGCAUCUGCUGAAUUUAAUAGAUCUCAUGAUAACAUUAAUGUUAAUAUCAAUACUAUCUCUAUGCAAGAUAUAAACAUGAUACAAGGAGAAUUUCAGAAUUAG
This is a messenger RNA of Racocetra persica, 1006 nucleotides long. NCBI's taxonomy places the organism in Eukaryota, Fungi, Glomeromycota, Glomeromycetes, Diversisporales, Gigasporaceae. The record is from the annotation of a GenBank genome assembly.